AUGUCAACGAACGCCAACAUGCUGUCCGCGGAGGGGCUGCGGGAGAUUGUCGAACGGGAGGGCUGGUUUUGGCGGCCACCGGCUUUGAUGAUGUGGCUGCUUUUGCUGGGCUCGGUGCUGCUCCUCGUCUUCGGUUGCCGCCAAGAUGCACGGGUGCACAGCUCUGGGUUGUGGCGCGACGAGUUUUUCCUCGCGGACAUGCCCACAAAGGAUGGAGGCCUCGCAAGCCUCGGAAGUCUCUGUGGGCUGUCCAAACAGGCCUCGGAAAGCCAACCUUCUCAAGACCCCGCCGAAGAACCGAAGAAUCCAGGCAUGUCAUCGCAGAGAAGCUGGAGAGCUCGUCUGGGGAAGAGCUCAAGGUUUCUUUCAUGGAAGCCUUCUGCCAACCUUUCGUCCUUAUCCGAGGCACGUCGUCAGCUCCUCCGUGCUCCAACCUUGGCUUCGAGGCUUCGCGAGCGGCUCCUUUGCCAGAACACGCUCUGGGAAGCGGCACGCAGGUGCGGUCUGCACUGCAGCUCCAUCGAGAUGCACGUCUGGGGGCAGAAAGGCUGGGUCCAGGGGAGUGUGGCUGCGCAGAAGUCGCCGCAGCUGAAGGAGCUGGUCAUGGCGCUGGAUGAGGUGCUGCCGCAGUCAUUCCUGACUAUCCACGCUUCUCGUUGGCACCUGAUCGGGACGGCUCUCUUCACGAUGCACCCAGUCUACGAGCUCUCCAUGUGCGACCUUCACAUGACUGCGACGAAGCGAGCCAAGAUCGUUGUGGACUGCAUCCUCGGUUCUCUGUCGUUUGUGGCCUUGUUCUUCUCCGUGGACGGCACAGCUGUGGCAGCCAGGAGUCCAUCGGAGUGUCCCUUGCAACAGGGAACACUCGUGUGGUACCUGUUCGUGGCUUUCUUUUCCGUGCUGCUGAGCUUUGUUCCGCGCAGUCUAGAGCUCUAUCUUGCUCGCCGCAGCUUUGUGCCAGAGAGCCGCGAUCAUGCUCGUCAACUUCGGACAAGACGCCACAGGGAUGCAGGGUUCUGGGUCUUCAGCACGUGUCUCGCGCUCCUCUAUCUCCUGGUUAUCAUUGCUUUCUUGGCCAACCUGUCCGAGGCAGACGAGUGGAAAUGGAUGUUUACCUUCUGGGUCGUUCUCCUGCGCAAGCUCUUCAUCGUGCCUGUCUUGGCAUGCCUCGUCUCGGGGCUUGGGAGCGUGGCCGUCGGCACGGCACCUGAGCCACCCAAGAAGUUCGGCUUGGACUUCUCCUCGCUUUGCGACGGCGGCGAAGGCGAAGGAGACCAGAAGAGUCAGAAGAGCGAAGGCCAAGGAGCUUGGGCCGAGAAGGUGCAGGAGCUGGCUGGCAGGGGCCUCACCAUCCGCCAGCUGCUCGAGUUCUAUGCCAUGCUGGGUCGCGAGGUCAUGGAACACUUCAGCCCAGAAGAGUCAACCACACACGAUGUCGUACGCCAGGCCAUCAUCCCGCUCUCUCUGCACAUGAAACGGCGCCGCUUCGAGGUGGUCAUCCAUGAGACGGCGGCCUGCAAGAAGGCCCUCGAUGCUCUCCGAAGUGCUUCGGCCCCUGCCCCUGCCCUGGAGAUCUGCGUGGCGAAGAAGGGCCUUGUUGGUGAGAGGGGUGAGAGGGCCGUGAGCUACGCGGUGAUCUGGGACGAGGCCAUCCUGGUGGAGGACCUCUGCCUUGACGACGGCCUGCUCUUCCGUGUCUCCGACAAGGAAGAGCUCUCCUUAACCGUGGCGGCCACAGACUUCUGGCAAGGCUUCAAGGGACCCUUCCAGCUCGACGGCUUGGAGCUGCACGUUACCAUCUUG
Molecule: messenger RNA, 1803 nt
Organism: Symbiodinium necroappetens
Lineage: Eukaryota; Dinophyceae; Suessiales; Symbiodiniaceae
Source: the annotation of a GenBank genome assembly